This is a messenger RNA of Morchella importuna, 1332 nucleotides long. RefSeq lists its product as uncharacterized. NCBI's taxonomy places the organism in Eukaryota, Fungi, Ascomycota, Pezizomycetes, Pezizales, Morchellaceae. The record is from RefSeq and is a predicted model, not a curated record. The transcript is spliced from 2 exons. Bases 1 to 1332 code for a protein of 443 amino acids.
AUGACGAUAUCGAUUAUCAUCGGCGCUGAACAACAAACGUCUAUCACGGCAAGACUCCAAGUUGCAAAUCGAAUACUCGAUGUCCUAGAAAGUUACCGUCUUCGACAUCGUGAUGGUACCUCUGACCGUAAUGAUGAAGGCAGAAAACGGUUUCUCCCUAUAGUCAUGCGAAAAGUAGAAUAUUUCCAACCCAUCCACAUGGUUCUUCCUGCAUUCCCCUUCAAAUCUCCAAAUAAUGAUUCCAAGGUUCUGGGUACCAUCCCUGAUAAAGGAGAAGAGAUAGCCCUUGCUCAUUUAGAUGGAUUGUGUAAAAGUAUUGAGGAUAUCUAUAACCCAGGGGCACAAGUCACUAUCGCUUCUGAUGGAAUCGUAUACAAUGGUAACUCCCAAAAUACCAUUGAUGAACAGACCUAUGAGAUUAACGCUGAGAUAGACUUACUGGGAGUUUCUGAUCGUGAUGUUUGGAUAUAUGGACAAACACUUCGAAAGAUUUCUGAAAGUUCUGGCUUCAACCACAUCCGUUUCAUUCCACUUCGGGAUCUGCUCGGACUGGACCUUUCCGAACCAGUUAGCGAGGAGACAUAUGUAGCUCAAGCCCAAAACUUCCGGGAUAAAAUGAGCCAACUUUAUACUCCGGCAGGAUUUGACAUUCGUCAGGAGAUCUUGAAGAAUGAGGAUGCGGCGGCGACGUACAGAGGUUAUAUCAAGUUUCUCAGUAAGGACUUGGCAAAUACAAAGACGUAUGAAACCAAAAUAUCAAAAAGUGCUAUCAAAAAGAGGAAUGAGGUGGUUGCACGGAAGAUGAUGGCCCGUGGAAAGGCAUUUGCCGCUGCCGUACAGACUAACCUUAAGGAUUACGUUCGUCUUUCAAUCCAUCCUUCAUCUGGGAGUACUAAAUUUUCAAUCGCUCUCUUUCCUCAUACCAGCCAUAAUAUGACUCCAUGGCAUGCCACGACCCUUUAUGGGCUCAAUGGCUCCGUUACGACAGCUCAUCUCGACAGUCUCAAAACGUCAACAAGCCACGAGCUAGUUUUUAAGGGUGGUGCUCCUUGGUAUUAUCGGGAGAGGUCUGAUCUUUACCAUUGGAGCGAUAUACGUAUAUCAUUUGAACAUUUAUACCCGACUGGUCUACUCAUCACUCCUGUUCCAGGUUUUGACAUUCGAUCAUUCAGUAGUAUCGAUGCGACUAAGCUCAGAUGUUUAGCCGAACAGAACUCACCAGUUAUCCUUCGAGGUUUCACUAAAAUGGAUAUUCGAGUGGUAAUCAAUGAGGUAGCUGAGCCAGUUCCAAUUUCUGAGUGUCAUGGGUUGGAUUUUCAAUCUUCGAAGUAA